Messenger RNA from Musa acuminata subsp. malaccensis (wild Malaysian banana), 530 nucleotides. The record is from RefSeq and is a predicted model, not a curated record. Lineage: Eukaryota; Viridiplantae; Streptophyta; Magnoliopsida; Zingiberales; Musaceae.
AUGAGGAAGACAACAGCCAUCGUCAUGGCGAAGUUGUUGGGCAUCGUCACCCUUGUGGCAGUCGCCUCUGCUUAUGCAGCCAAGUCCUUCUUCCCCGACCUGUCGCCCUUCUUCCUCUCCCUUCCUCUUCUCCUCCUCCUCCUGCUGCCGUUCGUGUUGGUCUCUGUGCCCGGCUCUAACACCCCUCCUGGCCCCGUCUCUUUCCCCAUCUUCGGCAACUGGCUCCAGGUCGGCAACGACCUCAACCACCGGAACCUGGUGAACAUGGCCAAGAAGUACGGAAAUGUAUUCCUGCUGCGGCUGGGCGUGCGCAACCUGGUGGUGGUGUCCGACCCGAAGCUAGCCGCCGAGGUGCUCCACACUCAGGGGGUCGAGUUCGGCUCCCGGCCGCGCAACGUGGUGUGGGACAUCUUCACCGACAACGGCAAGGACAUGGUGUUCACGGAGUACGGCGACCACUGGCGCAAGAUGCGUCGGGUCAUGACGCUCCCCUUCUUCACCAACAAGGUGGUGCAGCAGUACCGGGAGAU